AUGUCCAUUGAUAUCGGCAAAUGCCCUCAAAGAUCCGAAAGAGGGCUCUCCCCUGAGCUCUUUGUUUUGAAGAUCCCGAGCUCCGACAUUCCCGAUAGCAUUGUCGAUGGCGACGAGCGUUGGCGAGUACCCAUCUCCAGAGAGAAUCCUCCUUUCCGGUGGUGGGUGCUGAUGCUGGACGACGUCCCGGGAGGAGGCACCAGUCAUAUAUCCAGGAAUCUCAAGCAUCAGAAUCUACACACGCACACACAAUACCUACAGCCCCUCGAUCUUUCCGCCCUACGGCUAUUGCGCCAGCAGCAGCAGCAGCAGCAGCAGCAGUCACACAACUCCCCCCAUAAAGCAUAG
Messenger RNA from Aspergillus brunneoviolaceus CBS 621.78, 348 nucleotides. RefSeq lists its product as uncharacterized. Lineage: Eukaryota; Fungi; Ascomycota; Eurotiomycetes; Eurotiales; Aspergillaceae. Bases 1 to 348 code for a protein of 115 amino acids. The record is from RefSeq and is a predicted model, not a curated record. The transcript has 2 exons.